Molecule: messenger RNA, 1349 nt
Organism: Drosophila navojoa
Lineage: Eukaryota; Metazoa; Arthropoda; Insecta; Diptera; Drosophilidae
Source: RefSeq, a predicted model, not a curated record
ACGUCGCGAAACGCAUUCCAAGUGAAAGUGAAGAAAAACUUGAAGCUCUAAAAUUCACACUGAGCCAAGAACUAUUCAAGAGCACUAUAAACUUUAAAACUCGAACGUGAGAUGGAUACGCUAAGUCCCAACAAUUGCUCCAAAUCGAGCUCCAAGUCCAGUUCCAAUUCCAAUUCCUCGAUGGAUCUGGGCGAGAAGCAGCUGAAGCAGCAGAAGCGCGGCUCGCGUGGCCAGAAACUAUCGCGAUCCCGCAGCCUGCUGCAGCUGCUCAGCAGGCACCUGGGCAGGCACUUUCAGCACCAUCACCAUCAUCAGCAGAACGACACGGUCUACAGCAGCCAGGAUGACAUACGCAGCUCGUCCACGGACUCGUUCAGCUUGAGCGGCUCGCGCAACGAGUGCCUGGAGGUGCUCAACGGUGGCUCCAGUCUCGAUCUGGAGAACACUUCGCGCACAUCCUCGGCCUCGUAUUCGCCGGGCAUGGAGUUCUACGACAACAAUGCGCAUAUCUAUGUGGAGACGGUGUAUCGACCCGGCAGCGCCAUGGAGCAACUGCAUCCCCAUCACUACGACGACAGCAGCAGCAGCGGCGCCGAUGACGACGAGCAUGAGGAUGAGCACGAGCAUGAGCCCCAGCAGCAGCAGCAGGAGCAGCAGCAGCAGCGACAGCGUGAGCAGGAUGAGAAUGAGAACUUGAAUCAGCUGAAGCCACAGCCGCGCUCCGCAUCAUCGGCAUCGACUGGCAACAAGGCUGGGCUGCAUUUGAGUCGCAUCUCCAUCUCCUCGUCGGUUAGCCGCAUGCUGCAGCACUUUUCCACAUCGGCAGCAACAACGGCAACGGCAUCGCUGCGCUCCCUCUCCUGCAGCAGCACGCCGCUCCGGCAGCGCGACGUCUCCUCGCUGAUGCGGGCAAAGAAGCUGCUGACGCCGCACAACAGCCACAACAGUCACAACAGCCACAACAGCCACAGCAGCAGCAGCUGCAGCAGCAACAGCAGCAGCAACAGCAGCAGCAGCAACAGCAGCAGCAGCUCAGCAAAAAAAUCAGCCAAAAAGGACAAGAAACAGCAGAGCAUACUGCGACCUCCAGUGCAGUAUGUCUACAUGAAGGGCAUGUCCGGACUAUACUCCCGCGUGCCCAGCUAUGCCGCCUGCUGCCCCUACACGCUGCAUCACAUGUAUUAGACAGAGCAGCGGCGAAAACGUCAUCGCGCCGAGGACAUUGCCCAGCGCAGUUUCCGGGUGAAGGCCAACAGCAGCGACGGCAGCAACUAAAAGGUGCCAAUGUGGAGUCUGGGUGGGUAGUUAAUAGGGAAAAGUAAAAAGUAAAACGUGAUGUAGUGCCUACA